Toxorhynchites rutilus septentrionalis is the source of this 2853-nucleotide messenger RNA. RefSeq lists its product as uncharacterized. Lineage: Eukaryota; Metazoa; Arthropoda; Insecta; Diptera; Culicidae. Gene Ontology annotation, molecular function: DNA-binding transcription factor activity, RNA polymerase II-specific; RNA polymerase II transcription regulatory region sequence-specific DNA binding. Gene Ontology annotation, biological process: regulation of transcription by RNA polymerase II. The transcript has 3 exons. The record is from RefSeq and is a predicted model, not a curated record. Gene Ontology annotation, cellular component: nucleus. The coding region runs from base 108 to 1859 and encodes 583 amino acids.
UAAAACGCACGGUGCAUAAUUUUGUUCUGAUUUCACCAAUCGUCUAUUCUUUGCUUCGUUUAUAACCAGCGUUGCCUAGGAGAAUUUUUUUUUUCAUCCAGUUGGAGAUGAAUUACGACAAUCAAAAUUAUCAUCAUUCGCUGCCGUUGCUUCCGAUUCUCGGUAACACAUCGACGGAAGAUGUCCUUCCGUUGGUAGGCGCGGAGGCUUUUUCUGAAGCUGGUCUGCAAGUAGAGCACUUCCUCGUUUCCUCCUUUCCCAUUGCCACCACGAUGGAGAAAAAUCGGAUCAUGACGCAUGCAGGAGCCGAAUUUAACCAGAAUGUUCCUCGACACCCCACCGGCAAUACGGACUCAUUUGGAGAUACUUUCACGAAGGAUUUGUAUCAAUCCGAGAACGGAAUUCCACCACAGAUGCUGAACGAUAUAUUUCAACUGGAUGAUGCCAUGGCAACGCGAGGCAAACGUCACGGUAAGGGUCCUGUGAAGCCUCGUCUCACUAUGGCUCAAUAUGAGAGGGAAUUGGUAGCGGAAAUGGAAGCUUUAUUCCCCUCUACAACGCCCAAAAGUCGUCUCAUGCAGGAGUUGACGAAGAUCGGUGAUUCAAGUUCCACGUGUCCGAUGAAUCUUCACUUCCGAGGCGGAAACAACGUUGAUUUGGUAGACAGCCAGGGAAGACAGUACCGGGCGAGAUUUUGCGGACCGAUCCCAACGGGCAAACAAACCCAACUCGUUUAUCGCCAGAACUCCGUACCGAUAAAAUCACACGAUAUCAAUAGCGCGGUGUACACGGAGCUGACGAAACCAACUAUGCCUGGCAGUCAGAUCGAGGCGUCGAAUGCUGUUGGGAAACCGAAAACUAUCAUCAUCAAAGCUCCUAAGCGAACGAUUGCUUCCUCCAAUGGGGAGGGAACCGGCAGAAUGUCGAUGAACUCAUCAGAUGGAGAGGCUCUCCAGCAGGAGUUCAAGGUUAUUAGUUCCACACCGAUGGUUAUACCGACGCUUUCAGCCACUACCACAUCAAGUGGUAAACAGUCCAGAAAGCAGCAACUUAAAUCUCUCGCCCAGUGCGAUGUGAUCUUCAACGAAGGUAUAGCUGAGCAGCCGCAGGGCGGUGCUUCCGGAGAGGGGAAAGCUACUCCCGGUACCAGUUGUCCAAGCACUGCGGACAAAGAUACAUGUCUCGCUGAUAGACCGACCAGCCGUCACCCACGUUUUCGUACGAUUCCACAAUGUCCACCGACCGGAUCGGGGAUAGGAAUCACUCCCUUCAAGAAGCGCACUGAGACUACCAAUCGCCUUAUGCAGAACACUUCGAAGUGCGAUAAACUUCCGACUCUUUCAGCGGGUCCGAUCGAGAUUAUCGACAGUUCAGAUGAUUCCCAAGAGAUUGUCGUGGAUAACAAGUCCGAAACGACAGAGUUUCUCGGCAAAACCGAUUCGGUUCAAUGUCCGGUCUGUUUCAAAGUUUUCUUCUCGUCGAAUUCGCUUAUGACACACAACCAAAGCUGUGUGGAUGUCAUACUUGAGCUGAGAAAACAAUCGUCGUUUUCUGGCGUCAAGACGAUCACUAAAACGACGGAUCGAGUGACCACCGACAAGCGGAUAAGGAAAAGAAAGCAUCCAUCGUCAAAAGAGCAGCGUUGCGCGCAGCUCAGUAUCGAAGUUCUUCCCACGGCGUUCAACAUCGCUAAUCUACUGGUGUGCGAUGUGUGCCAGAAAUCGUUCCGCGCCCAGGAGCAACUUGAAACGCAUAAGAGGAUCCAUAAGACGCCAACUGUUUGUCAGUACUGCAGGAAGAAGUUCUACGAAGCGCCACUGAAACACGUUUGCCAAGAGAGGAAACGUUCGAUGAUGUAAUAUUGCUACCAUUCCAACGGAGCAGUAUCGAUUGGACUCACAAUAAUUGUUUAGAUUUUUGUAACCGAUAGAAAGAAAAACUAUUCGCACAUGUAUAGUUUUCGAAUUAACAGAUAUUCUCUAUUAUUUAUAGACAUUAACGUAGAACCAAAGCCAACACGUGGAAUGUUUUUUUCGUUGGUUCGCAUUGCUUACAGUUUAGUUUUAACUAAUAAUCUACUCUUCAGGAAGAGUAUUCUAAAAUAAUCUAUUUAAGUUGAGGAUUUAUAUUUUUUGCACUAUGAUUUUGCUUCUAUGCACACCUAAACCGAAGAAGUGUCAAUCGAGUUGUAUUAAAUGAAACAAUUUUCUUUUUGGUAACGCUUGUGCAGCUUGUGUGCAAAAUGAGGUCGAACUGCCCCACCCACCUAAUACACCCAAUCAAAACGGGUGUAAUCGAUUUCCUUCUGCACCACAUCGAGCGGCGUGUUACGCGCGUUCACUUUCCGUACGAAAAUGCGCCGAUUACCCAGGGGCUGUAACGCCCGGUAAUUGUCCACCAUCGGAGAACCAUGCAUACCGGUGUCGAGCUGUGAAACGGAAAACAGGAUUGCCAUGUUAGGGAGUUUUUUUCAGAGAGGUGUAAGCAAAUCAAUGUGUGUUUCUUACCAGCCGGAAUCGUCGGAUCUGCGUGAUAGAAAUGUUCAACGGGUCUGAGAACAGAACCCAUGUGACGGCUUCCGAGCAGGGUGGUGUUGUGAGUGAGCCUUUGUAGGUGUAGAAUCGAGUCAAAUCGAUUUCACCGAUAAGCGAGUUGAGAGUAAAGGUGAAAUUGAGGUGAGCCUGGUGAUCAUAUUCUUCGAUCAGCGGGAAGGACCGCAGCAGGCUGCCGAUCUCCGCACUGUCAUGCUCGCUAACCUAAAAGCAGUUUUCUAAUAUAUUCGAAAUUCAGUUACGCUUCAUCGAAUUUGCCCUCACCUGAUAGAAAAAUCCAAGCACCGUUAGACCAUCGGCG